UGCCACCGCCCAGGAGCCAGUGCCCGAGGGCCGGCUAUAAAUCCUCUCCUGGAACCUCUCGCGGCACCGGAACACCCGCCAUGGCCUCUCCCUGGGCCGUGCGGCUGCUGCUGGUGGCAGCCUGGAGCGCGGGCUGCGGUGAGGCCUUCCGGUGCUACUCCUGCGAGCGGCCCAUGGCUAUGUCUUCCUGCAAAAACAUCACCCUGUGCAAGCAGGAGGACACGGCAUGCAAGACCACACUGGAGACCGUGGAAUCGGAGUACCCCUUCGACCGAAGCCCCAUGGUGACCCGAUCCUGCUCCAGCUCCUGCCUGGCCACCGACCCCGACAGCAUGGGGGUUUCCCGCCCUGUCUUCUGCUGCUUCCGCGACCUGUGCAACUCAGUGGGGGUGGCCAGGCCGGGCCUGGGGGCCCUGGCCACGCUGGGGGCUGCCCUCCUCCUGCCUCUUCUCUCCUGACGGCUGGCACCGCCUGCAGCUCCCCACGCCCCGGGCCAUGAGCUCCUCAGGAGACCCAAGGGAGGAGCGCACACUGAGGACACACCCUGCCCCACAUCCACCACACUUGCAGAAAACAAGCCAGAGGACUGGAUACUGGGCACAGGGGUUGACACUGCUGCUGGCAUCCAGUUGGAGUGCCUGGGUUCGAGCCGUGCCUCCACUCGAUUCCAGAUCCCUACUCAUAGGCAACCUGGAAGGGAGCAGGUGCUGGCUCAAGUCCUUGGUCCCCACCACCCACCUGGGAGACCUGGGUCGUGCUCCUGGCCGCUGGCCUCGGCCUGGCCCAGCCCCACCUGUUUCAGGCGUUUGGGGAGAGAACCAGCAGAUGGGAGACCUCCAUCUCUCUCCCUCCUGCCUUUCAAAUAGAUACAAAUUUUAAAAGAAAAUAAAUGAGCCAAGGGUGGUCACACCUCUGUCCCCCAGGGCUGGCCUUCAGGGUUGACCUGGCUCGCUCUGGG
Oryctolagus cuniculus (rabbit) is the source of this 958-nucleotide messenger RNA. RefSeq names its product secreted LY6/PLAUR domain containing 1 (gene SLURP1). The record is from RefSeq and is a predicted model, not a curated record. NCBI's taxonomy places the organism in Eukaryota, Metazoa, Chordata, Mammalia, Lagomorpha, Leporidae. Gene Ontology annotation, cellular component: plasma membrane.